AUGGAUCAAAAGUUUACAAGGCAAAUUAAUGAAAUAGACAAAAAGUUUACUGGGAAAUUUAAUGAAAUGGAUCAAAAGUUUACUGGAAAAUUUGAUGAAAUGGAUCAAAAGUUUACUGGAGUGGAAAAGCUCAUUGUGAGUGAACGGAACAGGUCUAAGAAUAAACUAUUGGCAGAUGGAGGUGAUUUGUACUCGCCAAAUGCUUAUCUACCUAUUUUUAAUGAUUGUGGAGAAAGCCCCGGUGAUAGAGGCCUUGAACCAUUAACAUCGCUAACUCAAAUUGAUAGGAUGAAUGGAAUAUUGAUUGAUAAUUAUUUGACUUUUUAUCAAAUAGGUACCAGUCGUCUAGUUUCGGAAAAAAAAGCUAGGCUAAUGGAAUAUAUUGGAAUUCAUGAAAGGGUUGUUGUGAAUUCAGUACGUGGUAUGUCGCCUGUCUGA
Messenger RNA from Debaryomyces fabryi, 438 nucleotides. RefSeq lists its product as uncharacterized. NCBI's taxonomy places the organism in Eukaryota, Fungi, Ascomycota, Pichiomycetes, Serinales, Debaryomycetaceae. The transcript has a single exon. The coding region runs from base 1 to 438 and encodes 145 amino acids. The record is from RefSeq and is a predicted model, not a curated record.